Artibeus jamaicensis (Jamaican fruit-eating bat) is the source of this 1637-nucleotide messenger RNA. RefSeq names its product mitochondrial ribosomal protein L9 (gene MRPL9). Gene Ontology annotation, molecular function: structural constituent of ribosome. The record is from RefSeq and is a predicted model, not a curated record. Gene Ontology annotation, cellular component: mitochondrion; ribosome. Lineage: Eukaryota; Metazoa; Chordata; Mammalia; Chiroptera; Phyllostomidae. The transcript has 7 exons. Bases 16 to 819 code for a protein of 267 amino acids. Gene Ontology annotation, biological process: translation.
UCCGUGCUCCGAAACAUGGCGGCCCCCGUGGCGGCUCUGAGCCGGGCUCUGCUGCGGGUGGCUCCUGAGCGGCUGGUGCAAGGAGGAAUCCGGGUGCUGCUGCGGCUACCAGUCGAAGGAAGGACCCCGGACCCAGAGCGCAACUUCAGCCUCUCUCACUGUCGGAGCACGGUCAUCGUGGAGCGCUGGUGGAAGGUGCCGCUGGCCGGGGAGGGACGGAAACCGCGCUUGCACCGGCGACAUCGCGUCUACAAGGUGGUGGAGGACACAAAACACCGUCCCAAAGAAAACCUAGAGCUCAUCCUCACGCAGUCGGUAGAGGAGCUUGGAGUCCGGGGUGACGUGGUUUCAGUGAAGAAAUCAGUGGGCCGUAAUCGACUGCUUCCUCAAGGACUGGCUGUAUAUGCAUCCCCUGAAAAUAAGAAGUUAUUUGAAGAGGAGAAAUUGCAAAGACAAGAAGGAAAAUUAGAAAAGAUUCAGACCAAGGCAGGUGAGGCGACAGUGAAAUUUCUGAGAAGCUGUCACCUGGAGGUGGGGAUGAAGAACAAUGUCAAAUGGGAGCUAAACCCUGAAAUAGUUGCCCGCCACUUUCUAAAAAAUCUGGGUGUUGUGGUAGCCCCACAUGCAUUAAAGUUACCGGAAGAGCCCAUCACUCGGUGGGGCGAGUAUUGGUGUGAGGUGACGGUAAAUGGCCUUGACACUGUAAGGGUACCUAUGUCUGUGGUGAACUUUGAGAGGCCCAAGACCAAAAGAUAUAAGCACUGGUUAGCCCAGCAAGCUGCCAACAGAAUGGCCUCCACCAGCUCCCAGACAGUCUGAACCUACCUACUCUCUCUCAAAAGCAGCAAAGCAGAAAGAAUCUGAGGCACAGUUGGAGCAAAGGUGGGCCAGCUCUGACCAAAUGAUUGAAUUUUAGAGAGCAUAAGGGGACAUUGGAUGAAACUGUGUAUUCAUGUUGAAUUUAUCAUCUUGCCAUCUUCAUCCUCUACUGUUACCACAUCUAGCCUUGUUGGGGUGGUCCUGCUCAAGAAGUACCAAGCUAUAGAUUCAAUAAACCGAAUCUUAAUAGACUAAAACAGUCCAGAUCCUAUUUCCUCUUCCUCCAUUGGAUUCAUUGGAGCAAAUGGAAGAGCUGUUAUCUUUAGUAUUUGGCUCAUCAUUAUCAUCAAAAGUGAACAUUUAUGUCUCAAGAAGAAAUAAAGAGGUUUGUUCUUUUUAAGUGUUUACUGUGCUUCAGUAGACUGGGGACAGGACAUCCACACGGGAUGUCCUCUUGAGCCACGAAGGUUUGCUACUAAAAAGGAAGAAUAGGGUACAUUUCAGGCUACAGUUGCUAUGGGCAAGUUACUCAAUGAGCUAUAAUGUCGCUGGCCCUAAAACUUGCUCUCACUAGGUAUAUUGAUACAAGUCAUCAAUAUAAAUAUGCACAAUGGCCCUGGCUGGUGUGGCCAGCCUGUGAACUGCAGGGCUGUUGGUUCAAUUCCCAGUGAGGGCACAUGCCUGGGUUUUGGGCUGGGUCCCUAGUUGGGGGCACUCGAGAGGCAUCUGGUUGAUGUUUCUCUCACAUACCGAUAUUUCUCUCCCUCUCUCCCUUACCCUCUCUGAAAAUAAAUGAUUUUUUAAAGUGGAACAGUGAA